Molecule: messenger RNA, 2539 nt
Organism: Fusarium verticillioides 7600
Lineage: Eukaryota; Fungi; Ascomycota; Sordariomycetes; Hypocreales; Nectriaceae
Exons: 2
Coding region: 39-1823 (594 amino acids)
Source: RefSeq, a predicted model, not a curated record
GAUUAUAGCACUCCCAUCAACAUGAUCAAGGUGAUUCAAUGACCUCGUCUUCAAUAUCACAUCGCUCGUCCUCCAGGAUGAGAAGAGCCCCAAAUGCUGACCCUGAAGAUGCUUCGUUUCCCUCUGCCCAGUCAGCCCGCCCUGUUCUGGCUCAGUUGAAGCCCUCAUGGUUCAUACCGCGAUACCUAAAAAGCUUCAGGUGGAUAGUCAUCACCCUCACAUUCAUUCUUGCCUCUUGGAUAACAUAUACGGGACUUCUUUCUCAACCACUAAAUCAUAUUCUUCCCAGCCAUCAUGAUUUAUCAACUCUCACCGUCAAAGAUCUCAAAGCUCUCGCAGUCCCUCAACGAUCCUCCAAACCAAGCGCAUCCCGUCGCAUGCGUCUCUUCAUGCCCGCAGACUCACCGCACAUCAACCUCUGCAAGACCAUAAUGUCCGCCGUCGCGAUGGGUUAUCCAAUGCCCAUUCUCCUAAACUGGAAGCGUGAAUACAAUCGACCUGCAUGGCACUUUGCAGGCAGCCACAUCGCCAAGCUCGAAAGUCUCCUUGCCGCUAUCGAAACACUUCUUGAAUCGAAAAGCGACGAUGUAGGCCAUGACGAUGUAGCGGUGUUGGUCGAUGCCUAUGAUAUGUGGUUUCAACUUCCGCCUUCUGUUUUGCUAGAACGAUAUCAUCGCCUUAACAGUGAAGCUGAUGCAAGGAUACGCAAACAGUGGAAAGAUCUCGGCAUCGGCACUGACUUUCCUAUACCACCACCUCGCCAAGACAUAAUCGUCACUACAGCAAAAGAUUGUUUUCCAGACUCCUAUUCUGGGUCUGUUCCUCACUAUGAGCAUUGGCCUGAAUCGCCUAUGCCGAAAGACAUGUAUGGACAAGACACAGAUAAAGUCCCAUGGUCUUUCGAUCCAGCGCGCAAGUACAAAAAGGUCCGGCCACGAUGUGUGAACAGCGGUCUUAUCAUGGGCUCUAUGGGAACAUUGAGAGAUGUUCUAAAAAGAUCCAAAGAAAAAAUUGAUGCAGUGGCCAUGAAAGGUCGUCAACUUUGGAGUGACCAGGCGCUUAUUGGAGAGGUUAUCGGGGACCAGGAGAUUUGGCGCGAGUGGAUGAGACAUGUUGGAGCCUCGUGGAAUAGAUCUACUGCGUUCGAUGACAGAAGUUCGCUCGAUCGUGCAGUUCGUGAUAUCGCAGACGCGGCCCUCCUUGGAAAACGAUUCGAGUUCGGUAUCGGUCUAGACUACAACUUCACCACGGCACCACCAACAUGUUCGUCCGAAGAAGACGGAUACUUCGUCAAUCUCUCCAACGAGACCAACAUCCGCGAAGAAUCUCAAAAAGCCGGUGUUCCAGGGGAUAUCCGCAUUCACGGUAUACCAUCCGAACUACGCAACAUAAAAGACAAACUCCUCUCUUCCACAAACUGGGGUACUAUCCCCCUCUACACAGACUUCUUCUUCGGCACAACUCCAAUAGCAAUCCAUCACAACGCCUACAUAAACGGGCUUAAAGGCUUCAGACUCAAGAACUGGUGGCACAAGAUGUGGUACCAUCCUCACCUCCGCCAUCUCAUCACCCAGCGUCUCCAAUCAACCUCCUCACCCAUCACACUUGCAAACGUCGAUCUUGGAGGAAAUAAGAUCUCGUAUGAUUCGCCGCAAGAAGAUAAGCUGAGAAGCCCCCGCGUAUUCUCUCCAAUCGAACCAAACUUCACGCCUAUAGACUGGGACGCUGUGUGUCAGAAGCCAGGUCACGCUGCGAAGUGGUACGAUGAGCUAUUUGGCGACGACAAAGGACCCUUGGCUGUAUAUUCGGUGAAUUGGUCAUAGUCCUUGAUUUAAGAAGAAAAAGGAGAGAAAAACUCUCCCACAAUCAAUACAAAUACCGACUUCCUUCGGGCAUGUGUCUCACACACACACACACACACACACACACACACACACACAAAUCCCUAGAUCUCUUGGCGUCGUCUCAUGACACAUUUCAAAUCACGGCAAGCCUCGGACCCGAAGAGACGAAUACUACAGUACCAUGACCUUUUUUCUCGAUCCGAGCUAAGAUAGUAGUCGGUUAUAGCUCCCCCUAGUAAGACUGUUAGCUCCGGGAACCAUCUGGCUCCACGAUCUAAAACGCCAUAGCUCAGCCUGAAUAAACUCCCCCUUCAGAUAAAUCAGGGACCAGCGCCCGUACGGGGAACUUUAAAAAAAAAUAUUAGUGUAGCUUUGUUGGUAGUUCGAAAAGCCUCGUUAUCCCGCGAGUUUGUUAUCCUCGAUAGCUUCAAGCCUCUUAUCCCUUGGUCUGGGAUGACGGUCUUGGCGAGGCAGUUAUCCAUGGCCUCGGUGCAACGUUAGACGGGGAGAUGAGAGUGUUGGUGGAAGGGCUGAAACAGUCAGAUGUUACUUGGCUGACAAUAGCAGGGGAGUACUAAGUAAGAUUUUGUAGUGGUAAUGUUUCAAUUCAGAGUCGACGUGACUGCAUUAUCUCGAGUUCGUUGGUCCACAGGCCAAGUAAAAAAGUCCCAACCUGUCAAUCAGGGUAUACAACC